This is a messenger RNA of Brenthis ino (lesser marbled fritillary), 3744 nucleotides long. NCBI's taxonomy places the organism in Eukaryota, Metazoa, Arthropoda, Insecta, Lepidoptera, Nymphalidae. The record is from the annotation of a GenBank genome assembly.
AUGAAUGUGCAACUAUGUCAUCUUUUGAAAGCGACUCUUCUAGUUUUACUAUGGAUAGAUGUACUCGCGCAAAGUAAGGACUACAAGCCGACAUGCCCUAUCGGAUUUUCACUUUUUUCCAGAAAAGACCAUGGGCCACUGUGCUUCCGCAGAAAAGGCCCAGAAACCUUCGCAGAUAAAUACAAAGACUGCGUGGGCAAUUUGUACACAUCGAAGUUAUAUCUGGAAUAUGAUAUGAUUUCUAAACUUGAUUAUCUUGUGUGGACAGAGUACAAGUCGAUGCAUCCUGGAGGGCUGUUCGUCGACUGGUCCUAUACAAAGAGUAUUGGAGAAAAGUUUAACUCCGUCUACGAUGUGACGAUCGAUCCUACUCUAGAUUUGGAGGAAGAAUUGUGUCUUGUUAUGGAUCCAAUCAGUAACUACACCGCUGUGAAAUGCAACGAAAAACACUACAGCUUCUGUGUUGUCAAGCCGUAUAUUAUAAAUGUCAAAACUGUGCCUAGUAAGAGGUGUGACGGUUUGAAGGAUGCCGUAAAGUUUUGGAGUCCAGAAUCAACGUGUUUAGCAGUACUAUCAGGGGUAGGGGGUGGGAAUGUAAGAGCAACAUGGAAUCAGGCCCAGGAUUUAUGCUUAAAAAAGGGUGGUUCUUUACUUAACCGUGGCUGGAGAUAUAUAAAUCACCCAAUUUAUAGAGAUAUUGGAGUUAAUCAUAUAUAUCCACUUGGUAUCAUAAUGAGUACUGAUUACUCCAUGUUAAGGUACGACGCUAUGAACGACCAUUCAGAGAUACCUGUAGAAGAUUGGUAUUUUCAAAAAAGGAGUCACGAUGUCGACACCUUGUUAGGUUCAGUACAUGACAAUUUUUGGGGUUUAGUAAAUGGAUCCUAUAUAUUUUACGAUGUCAUUUGUGAGAAAUCAGUCCCAUUAAAAAAUGUUACUAUGCAAGUGGCUAUAGAUUUUGAAAAUCAACUGACUCUAAAAGUUAACGAUUCUCUGGACAAGGAUGAUAUAUACUGUUUCACAGAUUCAGUAGAACGAUAUCCAGUCAAAAUAAGUAAAAGCAAAAUUGACGAUACAAAUACUUUUAUUCUCAUACCGAAGCUAGAUGGGUAUUAUUGGUGUACACAUACUGACACUAAAAAUUAUAAAGUAAUUGAGACCAAAAAAGUACUAUUUGUUAGAGAAAAACGAUCUGUGAUAAACAAUUACGCAGUGAAAUUACGACAUCACGAUUUAUAUAAAUUGGAUGAUAUAAAAGAGUUGUCAAAAAUUUGGGAAUACAAGCUUAAAGAGUAUAUUUAUUAUAAAAAUAAAUAUGAGCGUGUCUAUGGAGAUUUGUAUAAUAAUGCAACAGAAGAUGUACUGAAAAACUUUAAAAAUUCCAAUCCAAGUUUUAAUUUGGACCAUGAGUCCAUUAUUUCGAAGAUUAGACUAAAAAGGCUUUAUAUGGACAGACGUACAGUGCUGAUUCAUGUACAACUAAACCCCGUCAUGAACAUCGUGAGCCCUGGCCUCUGGGAGGAUCUUGAGAUUGUUUCAAUGAAGCCGGUGUAUUAUUGCAAAUCAUUUGAUUCAAUACCUCAACUGCCUUUAGGAAACUCAAUAACAACAGCUGGGUGUCGAACACACACUUGCGUUGGUGAUUUUAACGAAGGGGUUCAAUGGGUUACAAUAGUUGCAGACAAUUGCACAAUCAAACCAGACUCAGUUCUAAACAGAGCUCUAAGAUUUGAUGAUUUUGAGGAUAAUAUGCCCCAAAGGCCAACGCCACCACCAACCAGUUCAACUGAGUUCCCAAUAACUCACGAUAGUCAUACUGAUAGUUUAGAAGAGGACGAUCGUUUGAAACCACCACCAACACCAUCAUUACCAACAACAUCAUUAUCAACUAGUACAAUAUCUAUAGUUGAAACUACAUAUAGUACAACCCCAUGGUAUGAGUCUACCACGAUAGACUAUGAGUCGACUACUGUAGAAAUUGAUUCAAGUACAGUAGAAAAUGUAUCGACAGAUAUACCUUCUACAACAACUACACCAAUUAUAAGACCGCCAGAAGAACAACUACAGCAGGUGAUGCAAAAUUUGGAUGAACUCGUUAACAACGGUUCUACAAUAAUGGUUGGUGAUAUCGGUGAAGUGUUUGAUAGGGUGGACGAUUUGCUCGAAGACAACGAUAAUUUAGAAAUUCCGGGUAGAUUACUACAUUUAUUGGACAAAUUGGGUUCCGCCAUAGAAUUGAAUGGUUCUCUUAGUGCGACUGCAGUUAGACCCAACAUCGCUCUCCUUCUCGCAGAUGCGGCACCAAGCAAUCCAGUUCGAGGCUUGAAGAUAGCUACGAGGAUAAAUGACACGUUCACUGAUGACGCUUUUCAGAUGCUUUCUGGAGAACCGAACUCUACAGUUUUGGACGCAGAAAUAAAUGAGGUGGUGGUUCAUCUACCGCAGUCAUUGUCAGAGUCUUCCCAACGCAUUAGUUUUGUUGUGUUCAGAAACGAUAGAGCUUUCCAACCGAAUGGUAAAUUCUACUCUGUGAACAGUAGAGUAUUAAGCAUUAAAGUUGGAGAAGUCACGAAGUUUGAUAAUGGAGAAGUAAUAGACAUACACUUGAGCCCUGUAACUACAAACCCGGAAAGAAACUUAUCCCGAACAUGCGCAUACUGGGAGUUCUUGGAAGAUGGUAGCGGGUUCUGGUCCCAGGAGGGUUGCAGACUUAUAAAGACACAACCAGGACAGCUGGACAUCUGCAGGUGUACUCAUCUUACUCACUUUGCAGAAGUCUUAUUCCCGAGGACUGUGUUCUCACAAGCUAAUGAAGAUGCACUCGAACUAUUAACAAUUAUAGGUUGUUGUCUUUCAAUUUUUGGUGUUAUAUUUGUCGGUAUCACGUCAGCCAUGUUUAGAUCUUGGAGAAGAGAGUUCAACAAUAAGAUUUGGUUCCAGCUUUGCAUAUCUAUACUGUUAGUAGCUCUAUGUUUCUUAGUUAUAAUAUUUGCGAAAUUUGAUCAUUACAAUGUGUUUUGUAUGUUGUUAGGAAUUGUCCUUCAUUAUUCUGUUUUAUCCUCGUUUUGCUGGAUGUUGGUUGCUGCAAUAUUAUCAUAUAGGAGUUUGGUUCUGGUUUUCACUAGAGAUGCUUCACAUAAGUUACUUAGGGCUUCGGCCUUUUCCUGGGGGGCUCCUUUUGCUGUUAUAGGAGUCUUACUUUCAAUCGCCCCGCAUUCUUAUUCGGGACGUUUUGAAGAGAAAUCCCCUAGUAGCUCAUUUUGUUAUCCUUCAGGCUUAGGUCUUUGGUUAUCUGUUUACUUGCCUAUUGCUGUAAUUUUACUCGUGAACUGGACGCUAUUUGGUUUAAUAGUUCGUUCUGUGUUUGCUUCAAGAAGGAUCCAAAGGCAUGGAGAUACGAAUGAGGCAUUACGAUGUGCAACCGUCAGCUGUUUACUGGUAUUCCUAUUCGGUUUGCCGUGGGUUUUCGGCUUGUUCGCCUUCAACAUCAUCGCUGCGUAUUUAUUUACACUUACUGCUACGUUUCAAGGGUUCAUUUUGUUUAUAUUUUUUGUACUUGGCAAUAAGAAAACUAGAGAUUUGUGGUUAAAUAAGCUUAAGAUCAAACAAACACGUAAAGUGCCUGUUACGUCAUCAACAUAUUCUAACAGAAGCAACGCGUGGAGAGCGCCCUCUCAAAAUGUGACUUUUGAAGCCAAAGCUUCCAAACCUAAAUCUUUAAAUCAAGAUGAUUCAAGAUUUUCU